AUGAAGCGUCACGGUGAUGAUGAUGAUUUCAACUCGUUCGGUGGCACUAGCGGUGGCCAGGGCACAAAAAUGGGCAAGCGACAGCGCCCGGACAGUUAUCAGGAAGCGUUGGCGGCGGGGAAGUACGAGGCACGGCUGCUUGUUUCGAGCAAAGGGGCCGGUGGAAUCAUCGGCAAAGGGGGCGAGAAUAUCAAGCGACUGAGAUCGCAGGUUCGAACCUUUUUUUGA
This is a messenger RNA of Gongylonema pulchrum, 228 nucleotides long. The record is from the annotation of a GenBank genome assembly. Lineage: Eukaryota; Metazoa; Nematoda; Chromadorea; Rhabditida; Gongylonematidae.